AAUGUCUGAGAAAAUGUCCAGCUUUCUGUACAUCGGGGACAUCGUGUCCCUGUACGCGGAGGGCUCCGUCAAUGGGUUCAUCAGCACGCUGGGGCUGGUGGAUGACCGGUGUGUGGUCCAGCCAGAGGCCGGUGACCUUGCCAAUCCUCCAAAGAAGUUCCGAGACUGCCUUUUCAAGGUGUGUCCUAUGAACAGAUAUUCAGCCCAGAAGCAGUACUGGAAAGCCAAGCAAGCCAAACAAGGAAACCAUACUGAAGCAGCACUGCUGAAGAAACUUCAACAUGCAGCAGAACUGGAACAAAAGCAGAAUGAAAGCGAGAACAGAAAGCUGUUGGGUGAAAUUGUAAAAUACAGCAACGUCAUCCAGCUACUGCACAUAAAAAGCAACAAAUACCUCACAGUCAACAAGAGAUUGCCAGCUCUGCUAGAGAAGAAUGCUAUGCGGGUGUCCCUGGAUGCUGCAGGGAAUGAGGGCUCCUGGUUUUAUAUCCAGCCCUUCUGGAAACUGAGGAGUGAAGGUGACAAUGUAGUGGUGGGAGAUAAAGUUGUUCUCAUGCCAGUCAAUGCAGGACAGCCUCUGCAUGCCAGCAACAUUGAGCUUCUAGACAACCCUGGCUGCAAAGAGGUAAAUGCUGUCAACUGUAACACAAGCUGGAAAAUAACUUUGUUCAUGAAAUUCAGUAGUUACCGAGAUGACGUACUGAAAGGAGGAGAUGUUGUGAGGCUGUUUCAUGCAGAGCAAGAGAAGUUUCUGACCUGUGAUGAAUAUGAGAAGAAACAACACAUUUUCCUGCGCACCACGUUACGUCAGUCAGCCACGUCUGCAACAAGUUCUAAAGCACUGUGGGAAAUAGAGGUUGUCCACCAUGACCCUUGCCGGGGAGGGGCAGGACAGUGGAAUAGCUUGUUUAGAUUCAAGCAUUUGGCAACUGGAAACUACUUGGCUGCAGAGCUUAACCCACACUACCCAGAAGGUAAUAAUGAAGGAAAAGCUUUGCAGAGAGAAGGCGACCUUCCUGCUUCAAAGAAGAAACGCCAGGCAGGGGAGAAGAUUAUGUAUACUUUGGUCUCUGUGCCACAUGGAAAUGACAUCGCAUCUCUCUUUGAACUGGAUGCCACCACCCUUCAGAGAGCUGAUUGCCUGGUUCCAAGGAACUCCUAUGUCCGACUGAGGCACUUGUGCACCAACACUUGGGUCACCAGCACCAGCAUCCCCAUAGACACUGAGGAAGAGAGGCCUGUGAUGUUAAAGAUUGGGACAUGCCAAACCAAAGAGGACAAGGAAGCUUUUGCCAUCGUAUCGGUUCCUCUGUCUGAGGUCAGAGACUUGGACUUUGCCAAUGAUGCCAACAAGGUUUUAGCAUCAACUGUUAAAAAGCUGGAGAAUGGAACAAUAACCCAGAAUGAAAGGAGGUUUGUAACCAAGCUACUGGAAGAUCUCAUUUUCUUUGUUGCUGAUGUGCCCAAUAACGGGCAAGAAGUUUUGGAUGUGAUCAUUACCAAGCCAAACCGGGAACGACAGAAAUUAAUGAGGGAGCAAAAUAUAUUGGCUCAGAUAUUUGGCAUCCUCAAAGCUCCUUUUAAGGACAAAGGUGAAGGAUCAAUGCUGAGACUUGAAGACCUGGGCGACCAGAGAUAUGCUCCCUACAAAUACAUGUUAAGAUUAUGUUACAGAGUUCUAAGACACUCCCAACAGGACUAUAGGAAGAACCAGGAGUAUAUUGCUAAGAACUUCUGUGUCAUGCAGUCCCAGAUUGGUUAUGAUAUUCUGGCAGAAGACACCAUCACAGCUUUGUUGCACAACAACAGAAAACUGCUAGAGAAACACAUCACGGCUAAAGAAAUAGAGACGUUUGUGAAUUUACUCAGGAGAAAUCGAGAGCCAAGAUUCUUGGAUUAUCUGUCAGACCUGUGUGUAUCUAACACCACAGCAAUACCAGUAACUCAGGAACUCAUCUGCAAGUUUAUGCUGAGCCCAGGGAAUGCUGAUAUUCUCAUCCAGACCAAGCUGGUUUCAACCCAAAUGGACAAUCCCCUGGAAUGCCCAGUCAUCUCAGAUGACAUUGAUGAAGAGGAAGUGUGGCUUUACUGGAUCGACAGCAACAAGGAGCCUCACGGCAAAGCCAUCAGGCAUCUGGCUCAGGAGGCAAAGGAGGGCACAAAAGCUGAUUUAGAAGUUCUUACCUACUACAGGUACCAACUGAACCUCUUUGCAAGAAUGUGCCUGGACCGCCAGUAUCUUGCCAUCAACCAGAUUUCUGCUCAGCUGUCAGUAGACUUGAUCCUCAGGUGUAUGUCUGAUGAGAGCCUCCCCUAUGACCUGCGGGCUUCCUUUUGCCGCCUGAUGCUGCACAUGCAUGUGGACAGAGAUCCCCAGGAGUCUGUGGUGCCUGUCAAGUACGCCAGAUUGUGGACUGAAAUUCCUACCAAGAUCACCAUUCAUGACUGGGGAAGAUGGAAUGGCCUUUCCUCAGACCAGCUGCACUCCAGGUAUGAUUCCUUCACUGACUCUUCAAGGAAUGAAAUGAAGACAAAGUUUGCACUAACAAUGGAAUUUGUAGAAGAGUACUUGAAAGAAGUUGUGAAUCAGCCCUUUCCCUUUGGAGACAAAGAGAAAAACAAACUUACAUUUGAGGUGGUACAUCUGGCUCGAAACCUCAUAUACUUUGGCUUUUAUAGUUUUAGUGAGCUUCUCAGGCUGACCCGGACGCUGCUGGCAAUUCUGGAUAUUGUUCAAGUUCCCAUCUCAUCAUACUUCGAAAGGCUGAGCAAGUUUCAGGAUGGAGGGAACAACGUCAUGAGGACCAUCCAUGGAGUAGGAGAGAUGAUGACCCAAAUGGUGCUGAGCAGAGGGUCUGUGUUUCCCAUCAGUACCCCUGACAUACAGCCAAGCAUUCACCCAAGCAAGCAAGCCAGCACUGCAGACAGUGAAGAUGUGAUUGUAAUGGACACCAAAUUGAAAAUCAUUGAGAUUUUGCAGUUUAUUCUCAGUGUUAGACUGGACUACAGAAUAUCCUACAUGCUGUCUAUCUAUAAGAGGGAGUUUGGGGAAAACACUGAAAAUGUUGACUGCUCUACAUCAUCCCCACCUGACACACCAGGGACUGCUUCAGCAAUUGUUCCUGACAUAGAUGAAAUUGCAGCUCAGGCUGAAACCAUGUUUGCUGGCAGAAAGGAGAAGAAUGCAGUUCAGCUUGAUGAUGAAGGGGGCAGAACUUUUUUACGGGUCCUCAUUCACCUGAUCAUGCACGACUACCCCCCAUUGCUCUCAGGGGCUCUGCACCUGCUCUUCAAGCACUUCAGCCAGAGAGCAGAAGUUCUGCAAGCAUUCAAACAGGUUCAGUUGCUGGUGUCCAAUCAAGAUGUGGAUAACUACAAGCAAAUCAAGGCUGAUCUUGACCAGCUACGUCUGACUGUAGAAAAAUCUGAAUUGUGGGUUGAGAAGAGCAGCAAUUAUGAGAGUGGAGAGGUGGGCGACAGUCAAACCAAGGGGGGAGAAGAGCCAAUGGAGGAAUCAAACAUUUUGAGCCCAAUACAGGAUGGGACCAAAAAACCCCAGAUAGACAGCAUUAAAAGCAAUAACUACAAUAUUGUUAAAGAGAUUUUGAUUCGACUCAGCAAACUUUGUGUUCAGAAUAAAAAAUGUCGGAAUCAACAGCAGCGUUUACUGAAAAAUAUGGGCGCCCACUUAGUAGUCUUGGACCUUCUGCAGAUCCCCUAUGAAAAGAGUGAUGAAAAGAUGAAUGAAGUUAUGAAUCUAGCCCACACUUUUCUUCAGAAUUUCUGCCGAGGAAAUCCUCAGAAUCAAGUUCUCCUCCACAAAAAUCUCAACUUGUUCUUAACUCCAGGGCUCCUGGAAGCUGAGACCAUGAGGCACAUCUUCAUGAAUAAUUACCUCCUGUGCAACGAGAUCAGCGAGAGAGUGGUGCAGCACUUUGUGCACUGCAUCGAGACCCACGGCCGGCACGUGGAGUACCUGCGAUUCCUGCAGACCAUCGUGAAAGCAGAUGGCAAAUACGUGAAAAAGUGCCAGGACAUGGUAAUGACAGAGCUGAUAAAUGGUGGUGAAGAUGUGCUGAUAUUCUACAAUGACAGAGCAUCCUUCCCAGUGCUGCUGCAGAUGAUGUGUUCGGAGCGAGACCGAGCCGACGAGAGCGGCCCCUUGGCCUAUCACAUCACUCUGGUGGAGCUGCUGGCCGCCUGCACCGAGGGCAAGAAUGUGUACACAGAGAUCAAGUGCAAUUCACUGCUGCCCCUGGAUGAUAUUGUCAGGGUAGUGACCCAUGAUGACUGCAUUCCUGAGGUGAAAAUUGCCUAUGUUAAUUUUGUUAACCACUGUUAUGUGGACACUGAAGUGGAAAUGAAAGAAAUCUAUGCCAGUAACCAUAUCUGGAAACUUUUUGAGAACUUCCUUGUUGAUAUGGCAAGGGUUUGUAACACAACCACGGAUCGUAAACACGCAGACACAUCUCUGGAGAAAUAUGUCACUGAGCCUGUCAUGAGCAUUGUGAGUGGCUUCUUCAAUUCACCAUUUUCAGAUAACAGCACCAGCCUCCAGACACACCAGCCUGUUUUUAUUCAGCUGCUGCAGUCUGCUUUCAGAAUUUACAACUGUACCUGGCCAAACCCAACACAGAAAGCCUCAGUAGAGUCCUGUAUCAAGACUUUGGCUGAAGUGGCAAAGAACCGUGGGAUUGCAAUUCCAGUGGAUUUGGACAGCCAGGUGAACACCUUGUUCAUGAAGAGUCACUCCAACAUGGUGCAGAGGGCAGCCAUGGGCUGGAGGAUGUCAGCCCGCACUGGACCUCGCUUCAAAGAAGCUCUUGGUGGGCCAGCCUGGGAUUACAGGAACAUCAUAGAGAAACUGCAGGAUGUGGUGUCCUCCUUGGAGCAGCAGUUCACACCCAUGAUGCAAGCUGAGUUCUCAGUGCUGGUUGAUGUGCUGCACAGCCCAGAGCUCCUGUUCCCCGAGGGCAGCGAUGCCAGAAUAAGAUGUGGCGCUUUCAUGUCCAAGUUGAUUAAUCACACAAAGAAGCUAAUGGAGAAAGAAGAAAAGCUCUGCAUUAAAAUCCUCCAAACUUUACGAGAAAUGCUUGACAAGAAAACCAACUUUGCAGAAGAGGGCAACACUUUAAGGAAAAUCCUCCUGUAUCGGUACUUUAAAGGGGAAUAUGGAAGUGGUAUGAAUGGGCCCCUGUCUGCCAGCUACAGCAAAACUGCACAAGUGGGAGGUGGAUUUUCAGGACAAGAUGCAGAUAAGUCUGGGGUGACUAUGUUUGAUAUCCAGUGCCUCCUGGACAAAGAAGGUGCCUCAGAACUGGUCAUAGAUGUGAUAGUGAACACCAGAAAUGACAGGAUUUUCUCCGAGGGCAUUCUGCUGGGUAUUGCACUGCUUGAAGGUGGAAAUACGCAAACACAGUAUUCGACUUACCAGCAACUAAAGGAGCAGAAGAAGUCAGAAAGGUUCUUCAAAGUGCUGUAUGAUCGCAUGAAAGCUGCUCAGCAGGAGAUCAGAUCCACAGUGACAGUGAACACUAUUGAUUUGGGGAGCAAAAAGAAGGAGGAUGACAGUGACCUCACCAUAUCUGUUCCCAAAAAGAGAGUUAAGGAUUCAACUCUGCAUCUGAAGGAGGGAAUGAAAGGACAGUUAACAGAAGCAUCCUCUGCAACCUCCAAGGCUUACUCUGUGUACAGAAGAGAAAUGGACCCAGAAAUAGAUCUGAUGGGCUCAGGAGCAGAUGCUGCAAAUGCAGAAGAGAAGUCUGCAGAAGAAGCAAUCAUGAGCCCUGCCAUUGCAAUCAUGCAGCCAAUACUGAGAUUUCUUCAGCUGCUGUGUGAGAACCACAACCGAGAGCUCCAGAAUUUCUUAAGACAUCAAAACAAUAAAACAAAUUACAACCUCGUUUGUGAGACCCUUCAGUUUUUGGACUGCAUCUGUGGGAGCACCACAGGUGGGCUGGGCUUGCUGGGGCUUUACAUCAAUGAGAGGAACGUGGCUCUUGUCAACCAGACUCUGGAAAGCUUGACAGAAUACUGCCAGGGCCCAUGCCAUGAAAACCAGACAUGCAUAGCCACCCAUGAGUCUAAUGGGAUUGAUAUUAUAAUUGCUCUCAUCCUGAAUGACAUAAACCCCCUUGGCAAAUACUGCAUGGACUUGGUGCUUCAGCUCAAGAACAAUGCCUCCAAGCUUUUGCUGGCUAUUAUGGAAAGCAGGCAAGACAGUGAGAAUGCGGAAAGAAUCCUUUUCAACAUGAGACCAAGAGAACUGGUGGAUGUGAUGAAGAAUGCCUACAACCAAGGUCUGGAAUGUGACCACGAGGAGGAGAAUGGAGAUGAUGGCAUCUCCCCAAAAGAUGUUGGCCAUAAUAUCUAUAUUUUGGCACAUCAGUUGGCUUGUCACAAUAAAACAUUGCAACAGAUGCUGAAGCCAGGGUCAGAUCCAGAUGAAGGAGAUGAAGCCUUGAGGUUUUAUGCCAAACAUACGGCACAGAUAGAGAUUGUUCGCCAUGAUAGAACAAUGGAAAAGAUUGUCUUUCCUGUCCCCAAUAUUUGUGAAUUCCUCACUCGGGAAUCCAAAAGUCGGGUGUUCAAUACAACAGAGAGAGAUGAACAAGGGAGCAAAGUCAAUGACUUUUUCCAGCAGACUGAGGAUCUGUACAACGAGAUGAAAUGGCAAAAGAAAAUUAGAAAUAAUCCAGCCCUCUUUUGGUUCUCCAGACACAUCUCUCUCUGGGGAAGCAUUUCCUUCAACCUUGCUGUAUUCAUCAAUUUAGCAGUUGCUCUGUUCUACCCUUUUGGAGACGAUGGAGAUGAAGGCACGCUCUCACCGUUGUUUUCCGUGCUCCUCUGGAUAGCAGUGGCGUUUUGCACAGCAAUGCUGUUUUUCAUCUCCAAGCCUGUAGGCAUUCGACCCUUUUUGGUGUCUGUUAUUCUCAGGUCUAUAUAUACUAUAGGGCUCGGUCCUACCUUGAUACUCCUUGGUGCUGCUAAUCUCUGUAACAAAAUCGUGUUCCUGGUGAGCUUUGUUGGGAACCGUGGGACCUUCACCCGUGGCUACAGAGCGGUCAUCAUGGACAUGGCUUUUCUCUACCACGUGGCUUAUGUCCUGGUCUGCAUGCUGGGCCUCUGUGUGCACGAGUUCUUCUACAGCUUCCUGCUGUUUGAUCUGGUGUACAGGGAGGAGACAUUGCUAAAUGUGAUAAAAAGUGUUACCCGGAAUGGCCGUUCAAUUAUCCUCACUGCAGUGCUUGCUCUCAUCCUGGUUUAUCUCUUCUCCAUCAUUGGCUUCCUCUUCCUGAAAGAUGACUUUAUCAUGGAGGUUGACAGGUUGAAAAUCAGGACCCCUGCUGCAGGUAUUGGUGAAGUUCCCACUACAACCCUGACAUCAAUGAUGGGAGCCUGUGCAAAGGAGAACUGUUCCACGAGCAUCCCAGCUCUUAACCCAGGUGAAGAAGAGGAGGAUGGAAUAGAAAGGACCUGUGAUACCCUGCUCAUGUGCAUUGUGACUGUGUUGAACCAAGGCCUGCGCAAUGGUGGUGGUGUGGGAGACGUGCUCAGAAAGCCUUCCAAAGAUGAGCCCUUGUUUGCUGCACGAGUUGUUUAUGAUCUUCUGUUUUACUUCAUUGUCAUAAUUAUUGUUCUCAACCUGAUCUUUGGAGUCAUCAUUGAUACAUUUGCUGAUCUCAGGAGUGAAAAGCAGAAAAAGGAGGAGAUACUAAAGACCACCUGUUUUAUCUGUGGACUGGAGAGAGACAAAUUUGAUAACAAGACUGUUUCGUUUGAGGAGCAUAUAAAGGCAGAACACAACAUGUGGCAUUAUUUGUACUUUAUAGUUCUUGUCAAAGUUAAAGAUCCAACUGAAUACACUGGCCCAGAGAGCUACGUGGCACAAAUGAUUGUGGAGAAGAAUUUGGACUGGUUCCCUCGGAUGAGAGCCAUGUCUCUGGUUAGCAAUGAAGGUGACAGUGAGCAAAAUGAAAUCAGGAACCUGCAGGAGAGGCUGGAGUCAACCAUGAGCCUUGUGAAACAGCUUUCCAGUCAGCUGGCUGAGCUCAAGGAACAGAUGACAGAACAAAGGAAGAAUAAGCAGAGGCUGGGCUUUCUUGGAUCAAACACACCCCAUGUGAAUCAUCACAUGCCACCACCCUGAUACCACGGGGAGAAGCCGUGACUAGCCUUUCAUCAGUAUUCCUGCUUUAUUAUAGAAUAAAAAACUGAGAUUGAGAGGAGUGAACAGUGCCUAUUGUUACAAAGUUAAAAACAACCAAGUGCCAAGAUGUUAAGUGGUUUAGCUCUGGGAACAAUUUGUAGCUGUUUUUCAUGGUUGAGAGGGACCACAACCUAGAAUGUGAGCGAUACAAGGCAGCUCGUUUGUAUUCCCUGCGCUCGGCUCGGGCUCCAGGGCUGCCUGGGACACAGGCUGGGACAGAGGCUGGGACAGAGGCUGGGACAGCACUUGCCACAUCCUGGGAGCCCCUUUCUCCCCGGAGCACCGGGAGGAGCGAGCUGAGCAGAAGAAGGAGAGGUGUUUAUUGAGGCAAGCACGACAGCCUGGCUCAGAAUCAAUAGGUCGUCUCCGGCUCACUUGCCAAAUAGCAACAUUAGUCAUAUUUGCUUGGCAUUUACUAUUUUCUAAUUACCAAAAAUAUGUCAGUCCGUAAGCGGUGAUGUUGCUUCAAGUAACUUCUACUAGGAGGGAAAGGGGAGAAACCUCAAAAGACUGGAGGAAGGAAAAAAAAAAAAGGAAAAAAUAGAAAAAGUUGCAAAGAGAUACAUUAACGCUUUUGAAUUUUAGCUGUCACCAUGCAAUUUCUUAUUUAUAACAUGGAGCACAAUGGAUCUACAGCUGUGGGAAUGUUAUGCACAUAAUACUGACAACAUAACUGGAAGUGAUUUCUUUCUCCUGGCUUCAGAUGUUCUCGAUUAAUGUGGCCGUGAGGUUUCACAUACUGAGGAGUUAAACUGUGUUUUAAAUUCAAGUUCCAAUGGAGGAUUCAGGGAAAAAAAUUAUACCUGUAGUUUGAAGUGUGUAUGGGAUUUUAUUUUUUAAAAAAAGCUUAGAAAUGUCUUUCUGUACAGAAAUGUAAUGGUGUCAUUACCUUCCAUAAACUCACCUUCAGCAAGAGUUGAUUUGAGUAAAUAAACACCAAAUUCUGCCAGCUUUCCUCUGAGCUACAGAUCAUGGGUUGAUGGUUUUUGCCUGCCCUUCCCAUUUUUAGGGGUUUGCAGGGAAGCCUGGUGGGGAAGAGGGGGGCAACAUCAGAGAAGCUCCUCCCAGCUCUCAGCCCUACAAAAGGCAGCAGCUAAGUCACCCGUGCAGGUUUAUGCUCUAUCCUGUAUUUCUUUGGAUGGCUUGAAAGCAAAGUUACAGGGUUUCCAGAGAGCCCUAGAGGACUCUUUUGUCUUUUAGGAAAAAAAUUGAGAGGCACAAAUGGGAGUUGUGUCCUCAGUUUGCUUUCAUUUUCAGUGGGUUUUGGUUACCAGAUUGUCUCACAUUUGAAAAUGCACCUCUGGAGUCACUUUUUAAACCAAAAUAUUUUUGCAAUGAUUUGCCCCUGUAAAAUUUUCAUUUUGUUAUAAAAGCCAUUUUGAUCAAAGGAAAAAAUAUUAUUGGUGUAAAUAUUUUCCAGUUUCUUCCUGGAGAAAUGGUGUUGUCCUGGUUAAGGCACUAUUCAAACCAACAGGUCUAGAGUAAAGGGAAGGAAGGGGUAUUUCACUCUCUUUAUCCCAAAUUCAGACCAGUUUUUUAAGCUACUUUUUUUUUACAUUUUUUGUGGCAGUGAUGUGGCUGAGAUAAAAGGAAUAUAUUGUAGCAACAUACUUAUAUCUUCUACCACUAAAACAUCUCCCAUUGGCUUCAAUUGUGUCCUUCAAAAAUAGUGUAGAAAUCAGAGGUUUGUGUAUUUUACUGGAAUAAAAUCUCUUUCUGUUGGCAUUAGUUCCAGAGAGCACCCUGGUUGCGAGAGGUGAUGGCCAAAGGAGCUGCCCACAAACACAAAGUCAGCAGUAAGUUGGUAGGGACUCAGACCCUGUAGCUGUAUUAAUUCAAAUUAGUUCAUACAGUUAAUCAGAUCUACUCACAGCUUCUGUUGCAACAGCAAUUUCUUUUUCUCACAAGCGUGGUUCUAAAACACAAAGCACAGUUCAAUUUUAAGUUAAACUCUCAUUAUUUAUUGGGGGGUGUGUGGUUGGCUAAUACUGGAAUGGGUUGGCACUUUUCUUGUUUACACUCAGAAAAAGCAGCUGCACGUCAGGGGAGGCUUCUGCUGCUGGAGCUGGAAGAAGUUGAGGCUGGAUGGGUUUGUGCCCGAGCUCAGGGCUGCAGGUGGGUGCUGCUGGUGCUCCCUCUGGUUCACACCCAGCCCACAUCCCCUGGGGCUCAGGAGCCCAGCUCCUGCUCUUCAGAAGGGAGAGUUACAGCAUCAAAAUCAGAGAACAGAUGCUGGUUCACCUUGGCCACCUUGGUGCCUUUCUGCUGUUCACAGCUUCCCAGAGAGACCUCCAUAAUCAGUAACAGUAGGUGAUGCUACUUGCACAGACUGUAAAUAUAUUUCACUGAGAAUUUCAACAUCUUUGCUGUUUCUGUCAAAACUUAGGCCCUGCCCUGCUCUCAUCCAUGUGAGCAAUCUGUACACUCACACGUGGUAAGGCAAACAGGAGGCCUUGCAUGGAUAAUGGUUGCAGGGCCAGGCCCCAAGACUUAAAAGAUUGUGAAAUAUCCCCAUGAAUGAGUUUAUAACAAAAAUCAUUGUUUUAUACAUAUAUUUAUGUGUAUAUCUUUGUUUAAUGCAGCUGGGGUAACCUUUUCCUAGGCAAGUAUCAUUUACCUUACCUAUUUAUAUGAAAUGAUUGCAAUGAAGUUAAAACUUCUAAGAGCUUUUAAUGCCUUAGAGACAUUUAUAAUUAUAAGCUCCUUGACAGUUAAAACCUACUUAAGUGAACGUGUCCAUUGCUGCUGAAUGUAACUUUUAAUAAAAUGUGUCAUUUUA
Messenger RNA from Agelaius phoeniceus (red-winged blackbird), 10988 nucleotides. The record is from RefSeq and is a predicted model, not a curated record. NCBI's taxonomy places the organism in Eukaryota, Metazoa, Chordata, Aves, Passeriformes, Icteridae.